AUGGAGGUUACCAGCGCGAGCUUCUCAGAACAAGCCAUCCAUAUCAUCCAGCAAAUUGCCGACAGUCGCUUUAUCGCUUUGGAUCUCGAGUUCUCGGGUGUUGCGGGAAGACGUCCAGCUGGAGGCUCUGGAAAGCUGUCACUGCAAGAAUAUUACCAAGACCUGAGAGCGGCAGCCCAAAUCUAUCAGGUCCUACAAGUCGGGUUGACGAUUGUAACUGAGGAUAUCGAGAAAGGACAAUAUGUCGCUCGCCCUUACAACUUUGAUCUCUGCCCGUUGCCAGCGACGAAGGAACAAGUUUUUCGACGUGUAUGGUCGUACAACAGCGGCGCAAUCUCUUUUUUGAUACGCAAUGGCUUCAACAUCGACCGUCCCAUUUUGCUGGGCGUGCACUAUCUGUCGCGGCAAGAGGAACAGCAGGUCCGCAAGAAGCUAAUCGAAGACGACCAAGCAAGACGGAACAUUCCGGAUAUGGUGUUGAAAGAGGACGAUUCAGUUCUGGUGGAACACAUCAGACAGUCUAUCCGAGACUGGCAGGCAACGCCCAAGGAGAAGCAAGAGCCAUACGUGAACGUUCCCGCCGAACGUGCUCCAGAACCCGUACCGCUAGUUCUGAAUCGAUACCAAGUCCGGCUAACGCACCAGAUUGUAAGAAACGAAUACCCCAAGCUCAAAACACAGGGAAUGGGCCAUUUUGUCCAGAUCACAAAUCCGACUGCCGAGCAACAAGCAGAUGAGAAGGAGAUGCGCGAACAGUUUCACGAGCGUGAGGUCUUGAACGCCAUAGGGUUCCGAUGGAUCAUCGAAGCGAUUGCGGGUGGUGAUAUCUCGAGGAUGCCGCACUUUUACGUGCAAGCAGCUUACCCAGAAGGCGAGGCGCCUGGCAAUAUCCAAGGUUUCCUGGAUAACGUCCAGUCGAGGCUCCGGAGUCACAAGCGAGCUCUUGUAGGCCACAAUUGUCUGACGGAUCUUGUUAACCUAUACCGUUGUUUCAUCGGCGAUCUACCAGACCGAGUCGAAGACUUCAGUACAAGGCUAAAAGAACUGUUUCCUAUCCUCAUGGAUACGAAAUACAUAGCCGGCCUUGGGAACAAGAGUUGGGCCGAUACCUCCCUCAGGGCCGUCGAAAGUGACCUCUUCUCAGUCGACGUACCUCGCAUCGUUCUGCCUCCGAAAUUCGAUCGCUAUCUCCACGCUGCGAAUUACCACGAGGCUGGUUUCGAUAGCUACGUCACUGCAAAGAUUGGUCUCAAAAUACCUGGGAAGUUGAAAAGAGAACGCAAAGACAUCAAAGCAUUGGUCGAAGCUUCCGCUCCUGCAUCUACCGAGGACCCGCGUCCAGCAGUUGAGAAGACUCAGUACGAUAUUGGAACUGGUGGUGUUCCAGAGGGGCAAGACCAGAAGGUCGGCAUAACCAAAACGAUAGUGGAAGCGAUCAAGGCACCGGCGACAAUGGUCAAGUCUAUCUUGACCAGCUCGGAGAGCAGUACUCGGAAAGCGUCAAUUAUUCCUGUCCAGAAUCCAUCCAGUACAGAUGAGACCACUAGCAGAAGUCAAAAUACCGUUCAGCUGCCCAGAGUGGGAAUCAAGAAGUUAAAGACGAUAUCUCAGAAGUCUAACAUAUUCGACAUGCUUGAAGACGACGCCUCUGGGGACGAAGCCCAGGACGAUUCCCAGAGGCAAAUUGAGCAAGAACAACAACGAAUCGCUCAGAUGGUGGAGGAGGGUCGUUUGUUGCCUCGAUGGGAGGACACCGAGUUCUGGAAGCUGGUCAGCAACAAACUGCAAGCUAAUGCUUGCCAGGAGGGCAUUCUUGAUUUGUCACGUCGCAACUAG
Messenger RNA from Capronia epimyces CBS 606.96, 1836 nucleotides. RefSeq lists its product as uncharacterized. Lineage: Eukaryota; Fungi; Ascomycota; Eurotiomycetes; Chaetothyriales; Herpotrichiellaceae. Gene Ontology annotation, biological process: nuclear-transcribed mRNA poly(A) tail shortening. The coding region runs from base 1 to 1836 and encodes 611 amino acids. Gene Ontology annotation, cellular component: cytoplasm. Gene Ontology annotation, molecular function: RNA binding; poly(A)-specific ribonuclease activity. The record is from RefSeq and is a predicted model, not a curated record. The transcript has 2 exons.